Puccinia graminis f. sp. tritici CRL 75-36-700-3 is the source of this 1166-nucleotide messenger RNA. RefSeq lists its product as uncharacterized. Gene Ontology annotation, cellular component: fungal-type vacuole membrane; Vps55/Vps68 complex. The transcript is spliced from 5 exons. Lineage: Eukaryota; Fungi; Basidiomycota; Pucciniomycetes; Pucciniales; Pucciniaceae. Bases 147 to 728 code for a protein of 193 amino acids. The record is from RefSeq and is a predicted model, not a curated record. Gene Ontology annotation, biological process: late endosome to vacuole transport via multivesicular body sorting pathway; protein targeting to vacuole.
AUACAAGAACAACCACCACCCACCAGAGAACUUCCGACUCGAAGAAAAAAAAAAAAACCCCGAACGAUCCAACCCAUCGCAACAGGAACGAAAUUGACAGUCUCAGAGGAGCGGACGAGUGUCUCUCAGCGUAGAUCAAGAACAUCAUGCCUAGCACAGGCCCGAUCAGCUUACCGCAACGCAAGUACGAUCCCACUCGAUUAUGUCUCAUCAGUUUCCCAAAGUUUGACUUUGGAUCUAGGGGCCGGACGACUGCUGUUUAUGCUGCCGGGGCUAUCUUUUCUGCCGGCUGGUGGGUCUUCUUCGAUGCUUGCACUCUGUCGGCUACCAUGAAGCCGUCGCCCGAAUCGCCCUUCGACCCGGUUCCAGUGCAUGUGACAUUCACCGAUUGGAUCCCAGGAUUGUGUUCGACGAUCGGGAUGAUGAUCGUGAACCUGAUCGACAAGAAGCGCCUGAUCUCGGACGGCUCGGCGGGGAUCUCGUUCUCCUCCCACGAAGGCGUCGCGUGGAAAGCCCGGCUGUUGUUGUUCAUGGGCUUUGCGUUGAUGGCCGGCGGCUUGGCUGGCAGCAUUACUGUGCUUAUUCUUAAGUAUGCAAUCCCCGAUUGGGGGACCUAUAACGUCACCUAUUGGGGCGUCGCUAACGUCCUCCAAAACUUGGCCGUCAUGAUCUGUACGGUGGCUCUUUGGUUGACCCAAAACACAGAAGAAUACGAAUACCAGUUGUAACUCUAGACUAGACACAUAUAUACACACAAAUACAUAUGUAUACCCGGAAUUUUCUCAUUCUUUUUUCUUCAGAAAAAAAAAAAACACUUCCUUUGUCGCUUAUAAUCCCAAAGCUAUUAUCAACUCAAUUCAAUGUAUGUGCGUGUGUAUAGGAUUGAUCUUUCUCAAGCAAAAAAAAGCCAAUGUACUUGUUUCACCAAAUGAUAUUAUUAUUUAUUACCUCGACCCGAUGCUAGUGUGUGUGCUUCUUGUCCUGGUUACAUAGUCUCUUGUCUGGGUUUCCUGUCGUGUGCUUAUAUCCAAGUUGGUCAAGAACAGCCUGAUAAUCUUGACUAACGUUUGAGAGGCUAAUUUCAAGCUUCUCUUUCUGCUACAUCAUUAUUAGCAAAUCGAGAUCCACUGUCUUUACAUAUGUAUUGAAGAAAGCAUCCAAGCUGC